GAAAAAUUAGCAAAAUUAGAAGCUGUUCAUCUGUCUGAUAUAAUAUAUACAAUUGGAGAUGUUAAAUUGACACAACAUGAAAUUAAUGUUCUAGUUAAAGCAGAUGAAAAUGUUGGUAUCUGUAUAACUGAAAAUCAAGUAUAUGAAUCCAAGGUGCUACAACAGUUAAAUGAUACAAACUAUUAUGAAAAGUACAAUUAUAAUCCUUGUACACAAUUAUAUUGGAGAAUUAAAUUUGUUCUAAACGAAUUAUUAGAAAACAAUGAUAUAACAAGAUCUGAAAUUGUAAAAUUGAAACCAGUGAGACCAUCAUCUGCUGUUUUUUAUAUUCUUCCAAAAUUGCACAAAAAAUCGUGCCCUGGUCGCCCAAUUGUUCCUGGUUGCCAGCAUAUGACUUCUAAUAUCUCCAAAUAUUUGGAACAAAAAUUGACACCAUUUAUACCAUUAAUACAAGAUAUUGCACUGGAAGAUUAUAAUAUUGACAAUUAUAUUAUUUUGAAGGAUACAAAUCAUCUAUUAAUUGAAAUUGAUAAAUUAAAUCAUCAAAUUAAUGAUCAAAAAUUGUGUGUCAAAUAUAUCACUCUUGUCAGUGGUGAUAUUUCGGCAUUAUAUACAAAUAUUGAUCAAAAGGACGGUUCAUCUGAAUUACAUGAUUUUGUAUCUAAGAAUUCAUAUCAUACAAACUUCAGUCUUACCAUGAAUUGCUUUAAUAAAUUAUUAGAAGUUGUAUUAACAGGCAAUAUCUUAAUAUUUAAAGGUGUUUAUUUUCACCAGCGCAUGGGCACGGCUAUGGGCACGGAGCUUGCCCCUCCGUAUGCCAAUAUAUAUGUGUUCAAGAAAGAAAUGAAAGCACGGAAAUCGUUUAUCAAGAAAUGUUCGUCAUCAUUAAUAUUAAGAUUCUUUCGAUUUCUUGAUGAUAUUCUAUGCAUUUUGCUUACUACUGAUAAAAAUAUUAUUGAAGAUUUACUUAAUCCAUUAAAUCAGACGAAUAAUAACUUAAUAUAUACAUUUAAAAGUAGUACAACCAAAAUUAAUUUCUUAGACGUUAAUAUUAUUAUUAAUAAAACAUUAAAUAGUCCUGAAACGUCAUUAUAA
Didymodactylos carnosus is the source of this 1095-nucleotide messenger RNA. The record is from the annotation of a GenBank genome assembly. Lineage: Eukaryota; Metazoa; Rotifera; Eurotatoria; Philodinida; Philodinidae.